This is a messenger RNA of Seminavis robusta, 903 nucleotides long. Lineage: Eukaryota; Bacillariophyta; Bacillariophyceae; Naviculales; Naviculaceae. The record is from the annotation of a GenBank genome assembly.
UCUAUCAACCAUCGCCCCCACCACCAAAACCAACCCCAGCAAUGCCAUCCCAAAAACCAAACCAAAUCCUCUCUCUCUCUCUCUUUCUCACAACUAACUGAGAAUUGCAGCCCCACAACAAACAAACAACCAUGAUGCCUGAAAACUUUGAUGAGAGAAGCAUUCCUGACUUCAUCCUUACGAUGAAUACCCAACCAGAAAAGCUGGACCAUGGCGGCGACAGGAUCGGUGAUUCCUUUUGGCAGGACUCCUUCGUGUCCCUUGGUUGCUCUGACGAUGGCUCCAUCAGUCUGUUUUCUGACGACGACGGUGAUGAAGCAUCCUCGGUGGGUGAAAGGGAUUCCAUGGAGCUGGACGAUGAACACUGCCAUUGCCAGUCCCCACCAAGACGCCGAAGCAAGUCGGAAGAAUCUUGUGCAGAUUGUGGACUGCCUCCCAUGCCUAUGAGACAGCCCAGUUGCCCCAAUCUCAUUUCUUUACUCAUGGAAGCCCACACAAAUGACGGCAAGGGAGCACCAAGAAACGAUGGCUGCAAUGACAAUAUCAGCAACACUACGGUUAAGCAGCCACACCACUCCAAAGAAGCCUGCAGCGACAACAGAUCCCCACGAAUUGGUAGUCGCGCCAUCCAAAGACGAAAACAACGAGCGGCAGCCAGCAAGACUGUCAGUCAGCGAAUGGUCCUUCCACCGAAGCUGCCCCGACGAAAGGGGAGCAAUGUAUCUUCAAUCGUAGCUUAAUUUUUUUCACACGAGCAAGUUUUUGAUAAGGCCCUACCCAAAUGAAGAUGGCAAGGCGGGUUAGUCUACGGCCUAAUGCAUCGGAUGCAUCAGGGGGGGCAACCUCCCAGUUUUGAGUACACAUUAUGCGCCUGUAAUCACUAGAAAAAUGAAUGAAUACUUC